This is a messenger RNA of Lithohypha guttulata, 654 nucleotides long. RefSeq lists its product as uncharacterized. The record is from RefSeq and is a predicted model, not a curated record. NCBI's taxonomy places the organism in Eukaryota, Fungi, Ascomycota, Eurotiomycetes, Chaetothyriales, Trichomeriaceae. The transcript is spliced from 2 exons. The coding region runs from base 1 to 654 and encodes 217 amino acids.
AUGUCAUCGGGUCAGGCUGAAACACAAAGCCAGUCUGUAGAGGCCACGCUACCCUCUCGUGCAUCUCCACCGGCAUCUACCACACAAGAACGCUCCACUUCACAUGGACAGCACGAAAAGAAAGCUCAUCCACAAAAAACCCCCAAAGAAAUAGCAGAAACCACUACGACCAACGCCGAAGAAACAUCAUCAUCAGGAACCUCAACAUCAAACUCCGAUACCGACACCGCCUCCAACCCAGGCGACACAGACAUCUCAAUCCACACCAACCCAGCAGCACUACUAGCCACUACCAAACCACCAAACACCGACAUCCACAACCGCCUAACAUCAUUCUUCUCCCAGCUCGCGGAGAAAAGAGCUCAUCCAGACGAAGGUGCAAAUGAGGUCAUCGAGCACGGGACGGACUCGGAUUCUGGAUAUGAAGAGGAUGACGAUGGGAAGCAGUAUGUAGAGCUGGAUUUGGCGUUGGGUGUGUUGAGUGAGGGCGAGGGGAGGGAUGAGGUGGGUGUUGAGGUGCCUGAGGAUGAUGGGCUAGACGAGGAUGGUGAUGGAGUUGAGGGUUCUGAUGAGCAGGGAGCUUCAGAUGUACUCCAGGAUCUAAAAUCUAUUGUCGGUGAGAAGAACGAAACAGAAGAAGAAGAGGAAGAUUGA